This is a messenger RNA of Penicillium longicatenatum, 1530 nucleotides long. RefSeq names its product alpha-L-arabinofuranosidase B. The coding region runs from base 1 to 1530 and encodes 509 amino acids. Lineage: Eukaryota; Fungi; Ascomycota; Eurotiomycetes; Eurotiales; Aspergillaceae. Gene Ontology annotation, biological process: pectin catabolic process; arabinan metabolic process; L-arabinose metabolic process. The record is from RefSeq and is a predicted model, not a curated record. The transcript has a single exon. Gene Ontology annotation, molecular function: alpha-L-arabinofuranosidase activity.
AUGCUCUCACGACCGAGCAUUGUCCAGCGCGCUUGGGCACUUGCGCUGGGGAUCAUUGCCGGGGGCACCCUUGUGUUAGCAGGUCCCUGUGAUCUCUAUGCCUCAGGAAACACACCUUGCAUUGCGGCGCACAGCACCACUCGCGCGCUAUACAGCGCUUACUCUGGUAAUCUCUACCAGGUAAAACGUGGCUCAGACAGUGCCACAACUGCCAUCGUCCCACUUACCGCUGGAGGCGUUGCAAACGCUGCAGCCCAAGACACUUUCUGCGCCAACACAACCUGCCUGAUUACCAUCAUCUACGACCAGUCUGGCAAUGGCAACCACCUCACUCAAGCACCACCUGGUGGCUUUGAUGGCCCGGAGGCCAAUGACUACGAUAACUUGGCCAGCGCAAUUGGCGCCCCAGUCACGCUGAACGGCAACAAAGCUUACGGUGUUUUUGUUUCGCCCGGCACGGGCUACAGAAACAAUGAGGCCUCCAACACGGCCACAGGCGAUGAAGCAGAGGGCAUGUACGCGGUUCUUGAUGGUACUCACUAUAACGGUGCCUGCUGCUUCGACUAUGGCAAUGCCGAGACUAGCAGCACUGAUACCGGCAACGGUCACAUGGAGGCUAUCUAUUAUGGCGAUAGCACCUCUUGGGGCUAUGGUGCCGGCGACGGCCCUUGGAUCAUGGCCGAUCUGGAGAACGGCCUGUUCUCUGGCUAUAGCACCACCGAGAACAGUGGUGAUCCGUCGAUCUCUUACCGAUUCGUCAGCGCCAUUGUCAAGGGUGAGCCAGAUCAGUGGGCCAUCCGUGGCGGCAACGCCGCGUCUGGGUCACUCUCAACGUACUACAGCGGCGUGCGCCCGGAUUCAUCGGGCUAUAACCCAAUGAGCAAGGAGGGUGCCAUUAUUCUUGGAAUCGGUGGUGACAACAGUGUCGGUGCCCAGGGUACUUUCUACGAGGGCGUGAUGACCUCCGGCUACCCCACCGAUGCCGUCGAGAACUCGGUUCAAGCUAACAUCGUGGCUGCUAAAUAUGCUACCACCUCGCUCGUCGGUGGCAAGGCACUUACUGUCGGCUCUACCAUCUCGCUGCGGGCUACUACAUCCGGCUACACCACUCGCUACAUCGCGCACACCGACACUACUGUCAAUACCCAAGUCGUCACCUCAUCCAGCAGCACUACCCUCAAAGAGCAGGCUAGCUGGAAGGUUGUCACCGGUCUUGGUAACAGCGGUUGCUACUCGUUCGAGUCCGUUGAUACACCCGGCAGCUACAUCCGCCACUACAACUUCGAGCUCCUGCUCAAUGCCGAUGACAGCACGAAGCAAUUCUAUGAGGAUGCCACUUUCUGCCCCAUGGCUUCUCUUAAUUCAGCUGGUACCAACUCUAUCCGAUCCUGGAGUUAUCCUACACGUUUUUUCCGUCAUUACGAGAACGUUCUAUACGUUGCUAGCAAUGGCGGCGUUGACACCUUUGACUCUACCACCUCAUUCAAUGCUGAUGUGAGCUGGGUGAUUACCACCGGCUGGGCUUCAUGA